AUGCUUUUACUGGCAUGGUAUCAAUUAUUUUUCAAACAACACCAUCAUAACAUCACCAAAACAAUGCCACAACAUCGCUGCAACACCACCGAAAAACUACCACAAAACCCUCACAACACCGUCACAGCAUCGUCACAACACCACCUCAACACUAUCACAAUACCACCACAACACCGACACAACACCCCCACAACACCGCCACAAUACCACCUCAACACCCCCAUAACACCGCCACAACACUGCCCUAACACACCACAACACCGCUACAACACCACCACAACACCACCACAACACCGACACAACACCAUCACAACACCACCCCAACACACCACAACACCGCCACAACACCGCCACAACAACGCCCCAACAACACCCCAACACCACCGCAACACAUCCACAACACAUAUACAACACCGCCACAACACCACCCAAACACACCACAACACCGACACAACACCGCCAAAACACCGCCACAACACCAUCACAACACUGCCACAACAUCAUCGAAACAGAAAAUUAUAA
Messenger RNA from Episyrphus balteatus (marmalade hoverfly), 522 nucleotides. RefSeq names its product LIM domain-containing protein A-like. The coding region runs from base 1 to 522 and encodes 173 amino acids. The transcript has a single exon. Lineage: Eukaryota; Metazoa; Arthropoda; Insecta; Diptera; Syrphidae. The record is from RefSeq and is a predicted model, not a curated record.